GGCGGGGAGAGACUGAGGUUGGAUGUUCAAUUCAUUUCACAUCCUGUGCAGAGUACAGUUCAGGUUCAGACGAUACAAUAAUCAAUCGAGGGAGCACCGAACCGAGAGCCUGAGAGCAGAGGGCAAGCGAACCACUGUGAAACAACCGAGUCUUACUAUGACGGGACAGAGUGGAAUAAUGAGCUUGAAUAGCAUCACUGUUACUUUUCUUGCUCUAGUUUUAUGGGCAAGCGGCACAUCGGCAAAAUUGACUUCAGUUGGUCCACCCAUUGAUCUGCAGAUUAGAGAUCUUGGCCUUCUCGGGCAGCUUCAUAUCCAAUGGAAAGCUCCAUUAAACCUGGCCGGUCAAUCACUGUGUGUGAUCAGAUACAUGUUGAGUUAUGGUAACUCAGACUCAACAAAUUGUAAAAAUGUAAUCACAAAUCGAAUGGAAUACACUGAUGGAUUUAACCUUAAUAAAGAAAUAAAUGUAAAAAUUCGGACUUUAGUAAAAGGUCAAUGUACCAAUGGGACUGAACUACAGAGUAACUGGACCGAACUGGUAUACAGGGCAUACAUGGAAGGACACUCAGAUUCCAAAAUUAAGGAUUUACAUUGUAUAGUUUACAACGAGGAAUAUAUGGACUGUGUGUGGGAAAUGCAAAGUAGUGCCCCACACGAUGUUGGUUACACCUUGUUUUAUUGGCAUCAAGAAUUAGAGCAGGCAGAACAGUGCAAGAAUUAUAUUGAAAAUCAGGAGAGUAAGAUUGGCUGCCAUUUUUACAGUGAUGAUCUGAUUCAGUUCAAUGACUUCAACAUAUGUGUAAAUGGCUCCUCUGAGAACAAGCCAGUCAGUCCGGCAUACUUCACAUUUCAACUUCAGGAUCUAGUUAAGCCAGCGGUUCCUGACAAGAUCAAUUUAACAUUGCCAAAAACAGAUGAAAUUUACCUGGAAUGGGAGCCUCCCUCAGGGAAAAUACCACCUCAUUGCUUUGAAUACCAGUUGGAUUUCAGACAACGAGACUUUGAGUGGAAAUCUGAACUAAUUAUCGAAGAAACUACUUUCAUACUUUCGGAUGUGAACCCCCAAAUUGAAUACUGUUUCCGUUUGAGAGCCACUGUUAAUAUGUUUUGUGCUGAUCGCGGCUUCUGGAGUGAAUGGAGCCCUGUCCAAUGUUCGGGAGCAAAACCAGUGGGGGAAUCCACUCCAAUAGCUCUGCUACUCCUUAUGGCUUUGAUACCUGUGACAUUAGUGCUAUGCAUUCUUGCUCUCUAUUUCUGGAUCAAGCAGCAAAGAUUCACUGCAAAGAAGCUUCAAUGGAUCGAUGGGUUAUGAAAGCAAGAUACAGAGUAAACUAUCAGCAUUGGUCUCAGACAUAGAUAUUUCUUUCACUUAACAUUUCUAUAAGUUAUGUUAAUCACGUAGCUUUAUUUUCAAAUGUAAUCAAUGUUUAUAUUCAUAUGCACAGAGUAUUUGUUGGUCAGCUUUUUUUCAAUAAAAUAACAAGUGGUCAGUGGUUCAGAUAUGUUAUAGUUAACAUGCAACUUUAUUUACUGCAAUUAAUUACUGCACAUUUAGGGCAAAAUUAUUCCAAUUAAAUAAUUAAAUCAUUAAUUAUAUUUAAAUUCUAAUUAAAUCAUUAAUUAUAAUUGAGUAACAGUCCACCUGGUGGAGGAAAAAGCACACCGAUUGUGAAUUAUAAUUUAUUUUUAAGAACACAACUGUAUGAAAUAAUAAUUUAAAAGUGACCAUUUUUUAAAUGUCUUGGUUACAGUAUUUCUCAGUUAAAAUGUGAGUUGAAAGCACUAGCAUUACUGUUACUGUUACUAUGACAAUGUUACUUUUUACAUAUAGCUUUGUUAAAUCUACAAUAUAAGUCUCAUAGGAACUAUCAUAUUUUUGGAAUAGAGGGAAAGGUAAAUGGAGAGAAAAUAAUAAUGUUGCUAAUUCUUAUUAAAUCAACAGGGAAUUGUACAUAGAUUUACAUGGAUUGUACAGCAUGAAAACAAGCCAUUCAUCCCAACUAGUCUGGGUCUCCUUACUCCCUCUCGUGCCCUUCUAUUCCCAUCUCUCCCAUGAGUUCAUAUAGCUUCCUCUUAAAAGCUGUCAAAUUAAUUACUUCUUUAACAUUGAUGUGAACAUUUGAGCAUCACAAAACAAUCACCCACAAAAUAUACAGUCAAUUCACACUAC
This is a messenger RNA of Callorhinchus milii (elephant shark), 2173 nucleotides long. RefSeq names its product interleukin-13 receptor subunit alpha-2. The transcript is spliced from 10 exons. Gene Ontology annotation, biological process: cytokine-mediated signaling pathway. NCBI's taxonomy places the organism in Eukaryota, Metazoa, Chordata, Chondrichthyes, Chimaeriformes, Callorhinchidae. Gene Ontology annotation, cellular component: external side of plasma membrane. The record is from RefSeq and is a predicted model, not a curated record. Gene Ontology annotation, molecular function: cytokine receptor activity; protein binding. Bases 23 to 1315 code for a protein of 430 amino acids.